Molecule: messenger RNA, 628 nt
Organism: Gallus gallus (chicken)
Lineage: Eukaryota; Metazoa; Chordata; Aves; Galliformes; Phasianidae
Gene: DAZAP2
Product: DAZ associated protein 2
Exons: 4
Coding region: 4-624 (206 amino acids)
Source: RefSeq, a predicted model, not a curated record
GUGAUGACGCAGCACCGUGCGUGCGGCGCCCACUUCCGGCCCGCCGCCCGCCGCAGUGACAGGCAGCAGGCAGAGCGCGGCGCGGGCACAGCGGGACCGCCGCCCCCCGCCGCCGCCAUGAACGGCAAAGGGCAGUACCCCACGCAGCCCUCCUACCCCGUGCAGAGCGCCGCCAACCCCCCCGUGUACCCACAGACUGUGCCCCUACCGCAGCCCCCGCCGUACACCGACGCUCCUCCUGCGUACUCCGAGCUCUACCGUCCCAGCUUUGUCCCUUUGGGGGCUGCCACCGUCCCCACCAUGUCGGCAGCGUAUCCGGGUGCGUCCGUCUUCCUGCCCGUGGCCCAAUCCGUGGCCGUGGGGCCCAUCGGUUCCUCCGUCCCCAUGGCGUAUUACCCCGUGGGACCCGUCUACCCCCCGGGCUCCACCGUGCUGGUGGAGGGCGGCUUUGAUGCUGGAGCGAGGUUUGGGGCCGGAGGUACCGCCAGCAUCCCUCCCCCCCCUCCUGGCUGCCCCCCCAACGCAGCACAGCUGGCCGUCAUGCAGGGAGCCAACGUGCUGGUGACACAGCGGAAGGGCAACUUCUUCCUGGGAGGCUCAGACGGCGGCUACACUAUCUGGUGAAGAA